ACUGGCAGCCGUGCCGAACCGCUGUCAUAACGCCCAGCAGAGGCCAGACUGAAUUGUGCUUGCUGUGCUGGAAACUCAUUGGGGAACUUAGAUGAAAUCACCACAGACUUUCACCUGCCUUUUUCAGAGUUCCAAGGAUUUUGCUUCUUUGAAUGCGAUGACUCAGCAGAUACAGGAUGAAUUUUACAGUAGCGUGGAGAACGCAGAAGCUUGGAUGAAGACCAUCCAAGAGAGACUGAGGAUCAAUGACAGUACCAAGGGACCUAUAUCUGCCCUAGAAGCCAGACUGAGAGAGACUGAGAAAAUAUGUGUGCUUGAACCAGAAGGCAACUCGAAAAUGGACUUGAUUCUUUCGAAGGCAGGUGCUGCUCUUUGCAGCAUCAGUGAGGAUAAGAAGCAUGAGGUACUAUCUAAAUUGAAAGACAUUAAAGCCUUGUGGGAAGAGACAACCAUAUAUGUUACUCACUGUCACAGCCGUAUUGAGUGGGUCUGGCUGCUCUGGAGUGAGUACCUGAAGGCCCAAGAUGAGUUUUACACAUGGAUUUACAACAUGAGGAUGACCUUGGAGCCUGACAUUGAGUUGCAGCUUGGCUUAAAGGAGAAGCAGUGUCAGCUGAGCCAUGCUCAGGCUCUGCUGAAUGAUGUCCUGAAUCAGUCAGUCAUGCUGGAAAGGCUGCUAGAGGAAGCUGAUUGCUUGUUCAGCAGGACAGGUGACCCCAGUGUUGAUGAGAAUGUUCAGAAGAAAAUGAGAGUGGAAUAUGAAGGAAUUAGACAAGAAGCUCAGAGCAGAGUGGAGCUACUUGAAAAGAUAACCAAAGAACAUGAGCAGUACAGCGCUAACGUCGAUCAGUUUCAAUCGUGGCUGAAUGGUGUGACAGAAAGAUUAAACUGCUGCAUAGGAGAAGGAACCAAGUCUUCUGCAAAGGACAAGUUAAAGAAACUGGAGAAAAUUGCUGAGAACAUUGGGGAUGGUGGAAAACAAUGGAAGCACCUUGAAAACCAGUGUGCAGAGGUGAUUCAGAAUACCUCCCCACUCGGAGCUGAGAGGAUGAGGGAUGAACUUGAAGAACUAAGAAAAGCCUUGGUAAAGUUGAAACUGCUGAAUAGUGAGGAGAAGGCGAAAUUGCUCAAGAACCAAGAGUCAGAAAGUGCCUACAACUCGCAAGCCAGACAAUUAGAAUCCAUUGUCCGGGAGCUGAGAAAAGAUCUACAGAGACUAGAAAAUUACCUGGACCCUGGGGAAGGUGAAAAGACUGAAGAUGAGUUUGUAAAUCUGUGGAGAAUGUGCAAUGCAAAGAGAGCAGCUCUGGCUGCAGAAGAGUCCAAGGUUGAGAGGCUGAAGGCUCUGGUACAGAUUUGCCAAGAUAUGCAGCCACACGUUGAGAGUGUUGUCUCUGCAAUGCAGCAGUAUCAAAGUAUUACACGCAAGAUGUCUAAAAUGAGCACUCAUACAGAAACCCAACUGAGAAGACUCUUCCAAAAUCCUCUGCAAUAUUUCGAACAGUGGAAGCCGUCAGUCCAGAUGCUUCUGGAGACUCCAGAGCCAGCGCUGGCUCACAUUGAGGCUGCUCUAGCUGAAAGCUCCCAGUUCAAGGAGAAGUUGGUGACAUUAGAACUGAAGAAAGAUUUGCUAAACAAUAUCCUUGGGGAUGAAGAAGCAAAGUCUUUCCUGCAACAAGUAGCUGAAGCUUCAAAGGAGAGAGAAAUUCUACACAAAAGUCUUUUGCAAAGCAAGAGCAAGCUCGAGAAUUUGACAUCACAACCUAAGGACUUUAACGCUCAUUUCACACCUUUGCAGAAGAAAUUAUCUGCCAUCAAAGCCAAAUUAGAUCUAGAGAAGGAACCACAGCCUGACCUCUUGGGUAAAAAGACACAACUCCAGAGAUUCCAGAUGAUCCAAGAUGAAUUGGCAGAGCUUACGAUUCAAAUGGAGGAGGUAGAGAAGCUUGUUCAGUCAGAUACCACACACAGGCAUGAAAUGAACCAACUUUCAUCUGACUGUCAUGCCCUGAUGAGGUCACUGGAGAUGAUGAUAGAGCAAAGUAAAAAGCACAUUCAGAAGCAUUUGGCAUAUAAUGACAGACUCUCUGACCUCCAGCAGUGGAUCACAUUAGCCACAAAACAGAUUGACUCCAAUCAAGGUACUGAUGGAGAGCAGAACAUCGAGUGGAAAGCGGCAGACCUUGAGAGAUGGCUAGCUGAGUUUCCAGAUAAGGAGAUCCAGCUCCUGACUGUGGAAGCUUAUGGGCAGCUGGUCAUGAAGAAUUCUUCCCCAGAAGAGAUUGCCCAUGUUCAGGCAGAGCUGGAUCAGUUGAAGGAGUCAUGGAGAUCACUGAAGGAGAUGGCAACUAGUUGUCACAAAAAGUGGCAGUUAAGCAGACUGCUGCCUGAUGAGAAGAAAAUAACAUUUGUGGGCAGAAGAUGGAUGUCUGGACCUGCCUUUCGUCAUUUAGAUGUAGAUCCCAGCUUUAAACAGGAGAGGACGGGAGAGGAGCAAAAUACGAGCAACCAUUCGAAGCUCCUACAGAACUUUGAAGAGUGGUUACGAGGAGAAAAUACCAAACUGACCAAAAUUCUUGGUGCGACUGCAUCUUCCACAGAGGAAAUCAAGGCACGUCAGAGCGAACUAGAGGAACUGCAGUCUCAUGUGCCUGAUGGUCAGCGUCUUUUUGUGCAUCUUCUUCAUCUUUAUCCUGUAACUGGAAACUCUGAAGAUAUGGAGGAGCUGCGUUACCAAUGGGUGCUCUACAAAUCUAAAUUGAAAGAGUCCAUGAGUUCACCGAGUCCUGGAUCUUCAGCAGAACCAGACAGAUUCAGAAAGAAGCACUCUGGAGGCGUGUGCUCAUUCCUACAUCGAGUCUGCUGGGUAGCACUACCAUUGCAACUACUCCUCUUGUUCCUUCUGCUUCUGGCCUUCCUCCUGCCCCUCACAGAUGGGACCCACAGCUGCCACCUGGCCAACAACUUUGCUCGGUCUUUUAAGCUGAUGCUGAGAUACAAGGGCCAGCCUCCAAUCUAACCUCUUGGAGUGGCACAAGGUGACUCUAAGAAAUAAAGGGUCUUUGGUUUUUAAAAACUGCAAGCAUUGUAGUUUAUAGGGCAUCUAACAAGGCCAUCAUAUCAACUGGAUAGGUUACAUAAAUGCAGCGUAAGAUUAGUUCACUUUAAUCAAGUAUUUGAGCAAAAUUAAUAUUUUUACAAUAUUUUGUUAUUAUAUUUAUAAUGUAUAUAUAGAGAUUGUGUAUGUAUGUACAUGUACAUAUAUAUGUAUAUAUAUAUGAAAAAUGCCUGUUGUGGUCAAACUAACAUCCAUUCAUCUGCUGUUUAAGGAUAAUCCUCCAAUAUUUCUGUUUCUACCAUCUUUCAGCAAGAAAUACUGAAUGCUGGUUUUGUUGUAGGUUUUGGGGGGUAAUUUUUAAAAUCAGAUAAUCUUGUCAUUUAUGACUGGAGUCAGAGCAAGUAUGAGAGGAUGUGGGCGUGCACCAAAGUGCAGGUAGAGAAGAAUAACAUUUGAAUACAGUGGUUGGCAUUCAGCUCAAAGAAAAUUUGGAUGAUUCUAUUUGAACUCUUGAGCUGUUUUGUUUGGUUUUUUUCCAGUAUCUGGAUGCAGAGAUUGCAGAAGGUAAUAGAAAUAUUUCCACUGACUUCAAUAAGAGUGGAAGUGGGCCUCUACUUGUUCUCACUUAUCAGAUUUCUUUUCCAAUUACUGUAUUCUCAAGCCCACCUGAAUCAGGAGAGAAUACAGUAGGAAGAAAGCUGGGAGAAGAGAAAUUUUUUAUAAUAUCUCAAUAGCAGGAGACUUUUAAAAUAAGGUCAUAAUUUUAUGAACAAACUUAUGAGUGCUGAACAAAUCUUUGUGUCAGUGGACUUAUCUUUAAAAAAGCAGUGGGGUUUUUGGGGGGGUUGAUUUGUUUUUUCACUUUAUAAAGAGGCAUUUGGCAAUGGAUCAUAAAGCCUGAGCAGUGGGAUGCAGCCUGGCUCAGUGUUGGUGAAGCAGAAUUUGGAAGUACUUUGAUAAUACCACCUUGGAAAUAAGAUUCCUUCCUAGGAUGUUUCUAUAUUAAUGGUUUGUUAAACUGAUGUAAACUAAUUGUAUCAGAGACAGUCAAGCCUAGAUUUCUAUGUAGUUUAAACUGAUGACUUCUCAUUUAUUUACCUAACCUUAUGCCUGAUUUAUCAAAUUUUUGAAUGUAUGUUUUAACAUUGCCUUUUAAUUUAAGAACAAUUCUCACUUUACUGUGAUGAAACCAUUCUUAGUGGUGUUUUACCUAAUUGACUCCUGAGAUAAAAGCUAAUUUCUAAAAUUUAGUGACAUUUCUGAAAGCUAUCUCUUAUUGUUCCAUGUUUUUAGCCACAGUAGUAAAGAUAAAAAAAAAAAAGUCUAACCCAAGAAAUAAUUAAUUUUCCAUCCUGGCUUUUUUGUGGGAGGAACUUAUCUUCUGAAUACCAGUAUGGUGUAUUCAGUAUUGUUUUCCAAAUAAGUUCCAAAAUAAUAUUAAAUCUGCUGUACAAAUAAAUUAUUUAGCAUCUGAGAAACUGACAAAGGAAGUCAUACUUCUUUAACAAAACCAUGAAAGUUUUGCUAAAGAAGCAAACUUGGGUAAAAUAGGGAGGCAUAGCAGCAAGGAGAUCAUUAUAGGCACAGAAUGAGGGAGAAUGGGCAGAUAUGAAAGAUGACUAGCUAAAGAUAGAAAAGUGCCAACAGUUUAUAAAGCUUAAGAAAAGAAGUCACAACGAACACAGAGGGCAAGAACACAGGCUCUAUAGAAGAAAAAUCUGAAUUUUUUUAGUUCACUCUCCCUACUGCAGUAUUAGUACUAUUGCGUAUUAAACAGCUUUACUUCAGCAAGCUUAAAAAUGGGGCAAGUAACAGGGUAUCUACCAAUAUUCUGAGGAGACUCUUCCACCAGAAGGACUCUGUCGCUGUGUUCCUAAUAGUGCUUCAGACUACACUGGUUUUGCUAGAGUUGGAUAAAAAUGUCAGAUUUGUGUUAAAAAUGAAAAGGAGUGUGGAAAUCGGAGUAGGAGGAGCAGGGGUGGUGAAGGUAUUGAGGUGAAGUGCAAGAGGAGAGCGAGAAGGAGCUGAACUGAUGUGGAUUAGUGGAUUAAAACCUGACUGUCGGAGGGUAGCAAAAGAGUUCUAAAGAGCAGGCAGAGGGGGGCUGAAAGCAGAACGGUAAGGAGACAGGAUGUAUGCUGUGCGAUAAGAUAUUCACAUCUAAAGAGGAAGGAAAGGAAGGCCUGUGAUUUCUUUCAUGAAGGAGCCAGAUGGAGGAGAGCUAUAAUUCGUCAGAGAAUGGGGCAAAUGAAUUCUUUCUUUGCAAUGGUUCUUUCUCGUGGCAGGGGAUGUACCUCCUUCUCUGUCCUGAUCAGCUUUCAAAGAGUCAUGCACAUUCCUGCAAUGCUCCUCUAAAAACUGCUGCCAGCCCUGAGGGAAGAACCCGGUGGCUGCACACACAUCUGCAUUUCAAAUUAGAGGCUCCAAUAGAAAAGAGGUGUGGGGAACGAGGGACAGUAACAAACCCUUCUGUAUGUGAUCGCGUGUAUGUGUACUUCUGCAUGCACCUUUCUGUGACAUAGUUACAUUGCACUUCUCUGAGUUUUGCUGAGCCAUUCAGGUGAUGAAAGUAAAAUGCCAGUGAGAAAGUAAAAAUAAUGAGGAAUAAUAUAGCCACAAGAGAAAAGCAGUAGGGAGGUAGAGAAGUUUUUUUCUAUGAAAGCACAAAAUCUCACAUCAGAUUUCUUUCUGCCCUGGUUUCUCAUCUGGAUGAUUUUUAUGGGUUCACAAAUGCAUUCGACACUGUGGGAGUAUUGAGCUAAAAAUUCUACACAGAAGACCAUAACAGAACAACUGCAUCAUCCCCUUGAUUUUUCAGUGUUGUGGCAGAUUUAAAAACCCCACUAAAUUAGAAACACACAUUUGCUGCUGGGUUUGCCUUCAAUUUAUUCUGUAAGUCCUCUGUCUGUAAUCUUGGGAUUUUUUGCUUUAAAUCUCCACAAAUCCAUUCUCAUUAACUUAAGUAAUCUAAAUAUCUCACACAAGUGAUGAAUCUUUAUACUUCUUUGCAAUGGGAAACUAUCCAAAGCACAGGGCUUUGAUGUUCAUUUCACUCAAAGGAAUUUUAGUCUCCCAUAAUGUCAUUGACCUCACCUGUCUAAUGCAGAUGUGAGAUUUUUCUAAGAAAGAAAGAUUCUUUAAACUAUCAUAGAAGUAAGCAUGAAAUGUAAAUCCAAAAUUUACUUUCUUUUGUAUUCUCUUGUUUUUCUUCUGAAAGGUUUGUGAGACUGAUCCCUGAAAGUAUGUGUAAAUAUUAAUCAAGCCAGUAGUUGGAAUAAUGAAAACAAACUGCCCAAUUCAAGCUCCAGGAAACUGAACAAAGCUCAGAUCAUGGAACAGAUCCUCCUAGAAGCUAUGCUAAGGCACAUGGAGGACAGGGACAGGGAAGUGAUUAAUGUCAGCCAGCGUGGCUUCACCGGGGGCGAAUCCUGUGUGACCAACUUAGUGGCUUUCUAUGAUGGGGUAACUGCAGCAGUGGACAUGGGUAAACUGGCGGAUGUGAUCUACCUGGACUUCUGUAAAGCCUUUGACAUGAUCCCUCACAACAUCCUUCUUUCUAAAUUGGAGAGAUAUGAAUUUGUUGGGUGGAUGGUAAGGUGGAUGAGAAACUGGUUGGAUGGUCGUAUUCAGAGAGUAGUGGUCAAUGGCUCAAAGUCCAGAUGGAGAUCCAUGACAAGUGGUGUCCCUCAGGUGUCCGUACUGGGACCGGUGCUGUUCAAUAUCUUUAUCAAUGAUAUUGACAGCGAGAGCGAGUGCACCCUCAGCAAGUUUGCAGAUGACACCAAGCUGAGUGGUGUAGUUGCCACACCGGAAGGACGGGAUGUCAUCCAGAGGGACCUGAACAGACUGGAAAAGUGGGCCUGCGAGAACCUCAUGAGGUUCAACAAGGCCAAGUGCAAGGUCCUACACUUGAGUCGGAGCAAUCUCUGUUUUCAGUACACGAUGGGGGAUGACGUGCUUGAGAGCAGCCCUGCAGAGAAGGACUUGUGGGUGCUGGUCGAUGAGAAGCUUGACAUGAGCCGGCAAUGUGCGCUUGCAGCCCAGAAGGCCAACUGUAUCCUGGGCUGCAUCAAAAGAAGCGUGGCCAGAAGGUCAAGGGAAGUGAUUCUUACUCUCUAUUUCUCUCUUGUGAGACCUCAUCUGGAAUACUGUGUCCAGUUCUGGAAUCCUCAACGUAAGAAGGAUAUGGAGCUGUUGGAAUAGGUCCAGAGAAGGGCUACAAAGAUGAUCAGAGGGCUGGAGCACCUUCCCUACAAGGACAGGCUGAAAGAGUUGAGCUUGUUCAGCCUGGAGAAGAGAAGGCUCAGAUGAGAUCUUAUAGCGACCUUCCAGUACCUGAAGGGGGCCUACAGGAAAGCUGGAGAGGGGCUGUUCAUAAAGGCUUGUGGGGAUAGGACCAGGAGGAAUGGGUAUAAACUGGAGAGGGGCAGAUUUAGACUGGACAUUAGGAAGAAUUUCUUCGCUGUGAGGGUGGUGAGGUACCGGAACGGGUUGCCCAAGGAGGUUGUGGAUGCCCCAUCCCUGGAGGUGUUCAAGGCCAGGUUGGAUGGGGCCUUGGGCAGCCUGACAUAGUGGGAAGUUCCUGCCUACGGCAGGAGAUUGGAACUAGAUGAUUUUUAAGUUCCCUUCCAACCCUCACUAUUCUAUGAUUCUAUGAUUCCUUAAAUCAGAAACUAAAUCAUACCAUUUACAAAUCAGUCCUUAAAAUCUUGAGCGCUGUUCUUCAUGCCUAAAUCUUUGCUUAUAUAUGAUUUAGGGAUUACACCCUUACUUUUGUGCCUAUAGCAUCUCCAGCUCAUACAUCUCUGACAUCCGUACAGCUUUGGAUUGGAGUUGCUGCAUUGAGACAUCUUUUGCCAAAAAACUAGGAUUCACAUAACAGAUAAGAAUCAACAACUGAGGACUUCCACUACUUUAAUCCAAAUCCAACCACUUCCAGGCAGUGCUAAAAGCCUAUAAAGCAGAUUGAAUAUGUUUGAGCUGGUAAAUUGUGCAUCUGUCUCAGACCACGUAGCCUAUACUGCAUGUACAUACCCAGCCUGUUCACAGAGCAGGGCUCUCAUACAUCUCUCCAAGCUCUUUUGCCUGCACUAUUGAAUUCAGUAUUUGAUUGACCACAUUAAAGACCCUUCACUGCUGAAGGCAAAAUCCUGCACUCCAGUGGCUGUGCAUUAAAGUAAGAAUUCUAGAUAGCCCCAAAGGCAUACUUCAAAUGAAGCCUUUGGAGUGAAAGUAACCCUAGUUUAUAAAUUGUAAUUGAUUUUGUAGCCAGAUGCUUUCAACAGAAUUUUCCAUGACUGCAAUACAAUGAGGUAGAAAGUUGCUUUUGUGCCACAUGCCUCUUAAUAGCUCUUUCUCUGAUUCCAGCUAGCAAUUUAGAUUGUAUUAAAUAUUAUUUAUAUAUGCCCUCUCCAGAUAUUUCUGCAUGAAGAACAUGUUCAGUUCUAUGCACACACAUUAAAAAUAUUUUAUUCCUCUGUUAGCGCAGAAUCGCCAAAGCAAUCAUGAUUUCUGCUUGUCCUUAAUCCUUUUCGUUGAGGUACUUGAAGAACUCGAAGGGAUGAAAUGUCUCCAAAAAAUGGCCAUCACUAGACCAGCAGAUAGUAAUCUCUGCCUGUCAAAAGAAGUAGUAUCUUCUCUUCAGUUGCUCAGGAGUUUGGUCUGUCUGAUACUUUCAGUAUUAAAUAGAAAAUGUUUUACUUUGAUGUGUCUGCAAACACAACUCAUUAGCACAAAACAGAUUUGAAGAGUGAGUUCAUACACAGGAAUUCUUGUAACUUGUGUCAACAAGACAGUACAUUUUAUUCUUUUCUCCAGAAGAAAUAAAACCGCUGUGUGGCAGAGAUUCCUAGAGCAAACAAAACUUGUUGUAAUAGCUGAGGAUUACAGACUGAAAUUAAAUUAGCCACCCUAGUAAACUGGAGAAAUCAUUUUGUCUUUCAAGAAAUCCUUGUAUAAACACCACAAUAAGUAUAUCUUUGCCAGGCAUCAUAGGUGUCUCUCAGGUUGUAGAUUAUGUAACCAGCUGGCUGUAAGGACUCGUUUUGGAGACUUUACUAUCAAUUGGACAGUAUCAAUUGCCAUUCUUCGGCUGAAAACACCUUUGCCCAAUGAAUUAAUCCAGCUUCUUCCAGAGUUGCUGGGGGCUGUCAAGUAUAUUCUUUGCAGUUCUCAGAUCAUUGACCCACUCUGAGCCACUGCAAGUUUAUUGCAUUAAUCUACCUGUCCACAGUUGGCAACUCCUAGAAACCAGUUUAUUAAAAUACUAAAGAUAAUGCUGUUGGUACAGACAUCACGAUCCAAUCAGAAACCAAUAUUAUUCUUUGCCAUAUUUAAACAUAAUUAUCUAUUGGUUAUACUGGGUUGUAAAUAGAUUAGUUGUAGUUUUUGGGUAGCUGUGGAAGGUUUUAGCCACAAGGCUGUUUGACUUGCACAUGUAUGUUUAAGAGUUGUGGGUUCAUUUUGUAUUUCCUUAAUGGUAAAACAAAACAGAAAACCCCAAAACUCUUGAAUGCAGCGUUAAAAAAAAUAAUUAUAUAAAGCAGGAUGGGAUGAUCUGUCAUGCAGAAGAUUUUUUUUAUUAGUUCUUGACUAUCCAGUUUAAAAUAUGAAUUUGUAUCUAUCAUAGAGAUAUCAGUACAUCUGGAAAGAAAAGCAAUAUAUAUCAGGAAUAUACCAAUUCAAGAAGUAGCCUAGAUGGUACCUCCAUUACCUAACCUACUCCAGCAAGUGCCAGAUUUAGCUCAUCGUACCUGUGAGGUAUACACCUUCCUCCUAAUAAACUGUGUGUGAAACACCCCAGUGAAAGGAGCAGGAAACACUGGGUCUUCAAAAGGCAGUCUGCUAUCUUGAUGCAAGAGAUGAGUAUGCGGGUUUGGCAUAAUGAGAACAACACAGGAACAAGGGGUUGUCAUCUUCCUCUGCCAGACAUAAUUUUGACAGUGGCCAUCAGCAAUGUGCAAUUUCACAUCCCUGACUGUGGAAGGAGGCUCCUCUCAGGGUGAUUCGCUCUAGCUGAGAUCUGAGCCUUGGGAGUGGUUUUUUUUUUUUUUCCCUUUUCAUUAAAUACAAAAUUAACUGUUAAAUCAACCCCCUCAGUGGCAGAUUAAUGGUAGGUGGUAGGUGCUGAUGCUCCAGGGAAAGAUGCAGGAAAUGCUAUUGUAGAUAGAGAGGCUGACAUGAAGGUCUCUGUUCAGUUCUAUACGAAUCACAUAUUCAUUAUACAACUGGUAGGAGGGUUUCUGCUCCUAUGCAAGUAAAAUGCCAGAUGUUGCCUUAGUUUUCUGGAUUUGAGGGGUGAUCCUGUUCAGUGCCUUACUGAAGGCUAGCGACUUUCUGGCUUCACAGCAGUUAGUUCUACAUUGUCCCUACAAGUUGUGAAAAAAGGUAUUCUCCUGAACUGAUUUUAAAUCAGAAAAUUUUUGUUUGAGGGUUUAUUUCAUUUUUUCUUCUUUGGUCCCUGUGUGUUGAAUCCAAGGAAGCAGAAAGACUAGUGCUACCUUUUCCAGACCAUUCUUUGUCUUUCCUUCUUUUAUCAGGGUAGGGGAGACUCGACUUUGUCUCCUUCCUAUAGUAAAUGAUCCCAGUCUUCUCUGCUUUUUUUUCAUGUUUUAGCUUUUCCGCACCCUUGAUCAUUCCUGUCACCUUUCUCUUAACUGUUUCCAGUGCCAGUUCAUCCUCCAUAUGCAGAGAAAAAAAUCUGGUCCUGUUUCAAUAUAUUGAAAUUCAGUAUCUUUUUCCCCAUUAUAGUUCCUCCUGCAGAUACUCUGCCUGUUUCUGCUGCCCCCUGUGCCAAAACAGCCUUCAUCACUCUCUAAGAGGACUCCGGUCCUUGCCAGACAUCUCUUCCAAGUCUCCUGGCCAUGUCCUGCCCUCAUCUGCCUUGCUUAUUGCAUCAGGGACUGACUUUAAUAUUGAUAUCCGCAGAUGGGAGUGUAACUGUGUUGCUUAAACUAACAAUUAUUAAAAAUUAUGAGCAAUGCUUUGUUCAUAGCCUGCCCAGACCCUUUACUCUUCUUCUCUUAAGCAGGUUUUGAUGGAUAAUCCAAUUACUGAAUGCAGAAAAUUGCCUGUUAAUAGCGAGGAGGACCAGUGUUUUCAGUUUCAGCUCUGUUAUCCUCACGUUGUCUCUGCAUGUGUAAGCGCUCCCAUGUGCUGCUGGACCCAGGUUUGUGUACUCCAGGGUGUGUGCCCUUGAGCUGCUGGGAGUGUUUGAAUGUCACUGUUAUAUACCCUAAUAAGCCAGGAUUGCCCCCCCCCUUUUUUUAGCUGGGAAAACAAAAAGAAAGGAAAGGAAAUUGGUCACUUUUAAACUGAUUUCACAACUCAUUUAUCAAGCCCUCUAGCAAACCAUUUAUUUUAGCUCCUUUUGCUCCAUCAAAAGCUGUCCAUUAGAAGGGAGAGAUGAAUUUGGAGAGGCUAGAAGCUGAAGGCAAGCUGCUGUGCCACCCGCCCUCACCAGCACUUUGCCAGUAGGCCUCCAGCUGGAAUUCAGAAGUAGGAGCUGUUAUUUUUCCUGAAGUGACUCCCACCUUCAAAAUCAAAUUAUUUCUUUUGUCAAGAGAACACCACAGACCUGGUUUCACUACAGAUAUGAAUGAAUGCCUCUGUACAGUACUUUCCAUUGCCAUGAAAUAUAUGUGUGUGUGUAUAUAUGCAAUGUAAUGGGGAGUGCAAUUAUUGUUCUACUUAAAGAAAGGUGACAUUCCACUUCAAUGUAACUUCCAACUGCAGCUUUUAAAAGAAAUGUUGUCUUAAAGGAAGCUGGAAGAGUUUAGAGGUAUGUGUUUUAAUGAGCUUUAAUAUGCUUUGAGUUAGGGCUUCAGACUCUUAAGGCAAAAAGCACACAAGAUGAUUUUCCCAUCACCUUCCCAGAUCGGACUGUGGGAGUCACAGCUUGAGCACUGGCUAUUUCUUGGAGAUAUUUGGAUACUGCAUGCACUAACUGUGUAUCUGUCCUCAAACACCAGCCUUCAUUUUGUACACAUGCUUGGCUAGAAGGCAAAAGAAGCACUACUGUCUUGCUCCAAGACCCCGGUGGUCAUUUUUGUUGCAGCAGAUGUAGUCCUUUUUGAUCAAUGUCAUUCUUUCUUUGUUUUUUUUUUCCUUUUAAUUUGUGCCAGUUGAGGUUAUGUGAUUCCAGGAGGGCACACUCCACUUGUCCAGCCUUAGAGCUUCCUUUCCAGCAAUAUACUUUCUUCUCAUUUAUUUACCUGGGUGUACUGGACCACUGUGAAGCAAUUGCAUGAGCAAUAACAUGGUGUUGCUUUUUUCUGUCACAGCCUUUUGUAAGAUGUAAUACUCCACCAACAUUGAAAAGUGGUAGGAGAUCAGAAGCAGCAGUGGGCUUUUUUCUAGCAAAAUAUCUAAUGUACAGUGCUUCUACAGGGAACCUGUCCUCACUUCUCAAAGCCAUCGAGACACAAUUAAUUAACAAGGCUGGAUUAUAAAAAAUCUUGGAUCCCUUCACCAACACUCAAUCGAUUUUGCUUCCAUCAGUUUUUGUGCUUUUGUUUAUUCUCAAUCUAGAAGAAAUUUUAAAGGAGUGCGCUAAGACUCCCAUAUAGGGGGAGUAAAUAUCCUAUAUAUUUCACAAAAAUUGCAAGAAAAAUAAGGGAUUUACUCUCACAUUAAUGAAAUGAAUUAAAUUCAUAAAAAGAAUGAAUUGAAAAGAAUUAAUAAAAAUUUACUGUGAGGGUGGUGAGGCACUGGAACAAGGUGCCCAGAGAAGCCAUGGAUGCCCCACCCCUCGAGGUGUUCAAGGCCAGAUUGGAAGAGGCUUUGAGCAACCUGCUCUAGUGGGAGGUGUCCCUCCCCAUGGCAGUGGGAUUGGAACUGGAUGACCUUUAAGUUCCUUCCAACCCAGACCAAUCUAUGAGUCUAUGAUUAAAAAGUUAUUAAGAACAGCCUGGAUUUAAGUUUCUGCAAUGAAAUAGUUCUCUGCUUUACUUUAAUGAUCAGCAAAUCUUAAGGUACAUUUUGCCACCGUCUGUUAGAAGUAACCUGAAACUAAAUGCAAAUCUGCUCAAAUGCGAGAUUUGCAGAUCUAAACUUUACCAGAAUGUCCAAUGUUAGAGUAUUCAUCUAUGGGCAGAGGAAACCUAAGGCAGUUCAAAAGAGAAACUCAUAUUGUGAAUGGUUUUAAAGUUUCUCAGAGCUCCUCUCCACCUCCAAAUGUUGGUAAUGGAGAUGAUCAGAAACCUUCCCAUGAACCCUGUGCAUUCUGCAUUUGAAAUCCUGGCUUGAAUUCAGGUCUCCACCUCAGCUUCUUGUAGAUGUUAAUGUUCAAGUAGAACAAAAAUGUUAGGAGCAAUUACAGCAUGAACAUCUCUUCUUGUUUAUGUAUAGUAGCUGAUAGCGGAGUCUGUAAUAAUAAUCUGUGUUUAUACAUGUGCUGGUCAAUGUAACAGUUGGGUAUAAAAUACCUUUCAACUGUCACAAGAAACUAACUGGAUUGAUGUCACUUUUUGCUUGUAUGAAUAUAAUUACUUGCCUUGCAGAGAACAGUUCCACUUUUGUCAUGUUAUUUAUGAUUUUUAAAUACAUUUGUGAUAAAUUAGACUUGUUUCUAAGAUAAACAAUACUGGAGCCAAGCAGCUGCCUCUGUACAUGUGCGUGUUAUCACAGCUGAUAUCAAGUCUAAGUCAGAUUCCUCAUCUUGCUUAAGGACCUUUCCUUAACCUUUCUGGCUUAUUCAGGGAAAUGUGGACCAGUCUAUUUUCUUAUUGAAAAUGUGGCUUUUUGAAAAGCUGAACUUAUUUUUUAAAUCCUUUCUUUUUACAAUUAUUGAUUCAGAAAGACUGUAACAAUCAUAUUUUUCUAAACUGCAUAUGUUUUCUUGCAAAAUGGUAUAGAGAGAUAUAUAUUUUAUUUUACAUAUUUCCAUGUAGUUUUGAAAUUCUUCGUUUUCAUAUAUAGCCUCCUACUUGCUAGAAUUAUCUCAAAAAGCUGUAAGCUUCUGUAUAUUGACUCUAUGAAAUUGUAUAAAAAUGUAGCUGCAUAAAAAGACUGACUUUAUUUUUUAUUUAAAUUGUUAGAGCUGUAUCUUCCGAUGUACAGAAAGAAAUCAGGUGGUUGUUUUGAAAGGUUGGACAGUAUUACAUGACACUUCCCAAAAUAUCUCAACUGAAAGUCAAAAUUUAUCCUAGAAAUGGUGCCAUUUUGAGGCCUGAUUCUGUAGUUUAUUUGUACUGUUUAGGAUGUUUUUUUACAACUACUCCCGUGAAAUUUCUGGGGAAAUAUUAAAAAUAAGAGGCUAUGAUGUGUGAAUAGAAGUGACAGAAUAAGUCUCUUUGCUAAUGAAGAAUGGGGCCUUUUAACUAGGGAAGAGGUUAUAUUUUGAGUAUUUCAGGACAACAUUUUGUGUUCUCUUCUGCACUGUGGACUCCUGUGUAUUCUGGAUUUAUUCCAUAGCUGGAAUGCCAGAUUAAAUCAAUUGAAGCCCUAUGUGCAAAUGAACAUAGUAGAAGGCUGCAGUGAAAUAUUGCAGAAAAUGGCCUGAUUAUAUUCUUCGGAACAAUAAUUAAAGUCACUCACAGCCUUGGCUUCUGUGCACCUGUGAAGCAGAGGUCCUUGGUGUGUACUUUGGUCAUGGUGUAACACGGAAGGAUUUCUGCUCUUUGCCUGGAAAAUACCAUCUAUUUCUCAACUUUGUCAGAAGCAUAAUAUUUUCUCAAGUUAAAAAAAAAAUCUGAUUCUGCAAGACUCAUCUGGGAGUUACAGGCAGCUGGGACCUUCUGUGAUUGGGCCACAUUAUUCUGAAAGUUUAUCCCUUGCAGACAAAUAAAAUAUGAUGUGACUUUGCUGUUUGCGAAUAAGUUAAGGAGACUGGAAAGUCAUCACCCCAAGCCCUAGCCUUUAGACUGUUUUUUCCUUCUCCACUGUUACCAAUGAACUUUGUUGAAUCGGAUUAUAAAAUCAGAGUAUUUUAUUGCAUGUGUCCUUUUUUGUAAUGAAAAAAGUUAUAUUCGAUGUUGCAGUCAUAGUGCAGUAAAUAAACACAUAUGUAUUUCUUUUUAAGGACUUCUAAAUUAUUCUGGGGAGUGGUUUCACAUUUUUGCUGUGCUUAUUUCUUACUCUCAGAGUAUCUGGACUGACCUAGAAACAACCAGAGCAAGGGAAGCAAGCAUAAAAUUUGCUGCUGCCUGCUCCUCUGCUCAUGUACCACUGGAAGAAGCUCGUGCUUGAUGACUUCACUCUGGUUCUGUAUUAUUUAAUAAAAAAUGCCAGCUUUUCCAUAAGACUGUGCAGUUGGUUGAAUAAAAUUCCACCUACCCAAAGAGAAUGUGAAUUCACUAUAUUAUAUUAUAAUUCAGUAUGUUUUCUUACAGGAUUGGCCACUGACGCUCUGUCUCUAUAGGGUUAUCCUUCAUCCCAAACCCACUAAAACAAGGGCGAAAUUUUUUUGAAAACCUCAGAUUUUAACUUAAUGCCAAUC
Cuculus canorus (common cuckoo) is the source of this 15494-nucleotide messenger RNA. It is a transcript of the gene SYNE3, whose product is annotated as spectrin repeat containing nuclear envelope family member 3. Gene Ontology annotation, cellular component: nuclear outer membrane; cytoplasm; meiotic nuclear membrane microtubule tethering complex. The record is from RefSeq and is a predicted model, not a curated record. The coding region runs from base 92 to 3019 and encodes 975 amino acids. Lineage: Eukaryota; Metazoa; Chordata; Aves; Cuculiformes; Cuculidae. The transcript is spliced from 18 exons. Gene Ontology annotation, biological process: nuclear migration. Gene Ontology annotation, molecular function: actin filament binding.